AUGUACGCCGGUAUCGCCGAGCGCGUCGCUCAGAACGACCCACCGAAGGCAGCCUCGGUCCUUCUGGGCGCAUGGCCGACGUGGACAGAAACAUACGCGUAUCGAACGCUCCGGACACUUGUCCCUCAGAGCACGUCGCCCCCGCCAAAUGCUAGCUCUACGUCCACAGCGACACAUGGUCCAAAGCCCUCCCCAAAGCCCUGCGCAGUCGCGAAUCAACGACAGGAUUGUAUUGGGAGUAGACCAACACCCGACGCGUCGUCCACGCGACGUGCACCGUCAGAUGAACACACGCAAUGCCAGGCAGAGCGCCCACCUCAUCCUGGUCCUGCACAAGUCUAUCCUACGUCUUCUGGUGGCAGCAACGCCGAGUCUCGCAUGGCUGACUCAGCCAAUCCAGAUAACUUCCAACUGAGGCCGUUCGCACAAAGGGCUGCCCAACCUUACGUCUAUAAAUUCCUCCGGGACAUCUUCCCGCCUCUGUCCGCGCCUGGCGUCGUGCGCCAGUUCAUCGACGCCGGCAUGGUGGAGCGCAAGGACCUGGUCGCUUGCUCGCGUUUACCAGAGUCGGACCAGCUGCAGAUGCUCCGCUCUGACCUAGGUUUGAAUAUCCUGCACUCGAGGAUGGUAAUAGCGGCGUUGCGUCGUCUCUGA
Molecule: messenger RNA, 654 nt
Organism: Phanerochaete carnosa HHB-10118-sp
Lineage: Eukaryota; Fungi; Basidiomycota; Agaricomycetes; Polyporales; Phanerochaetaceae
Exons: 2
Coding region: 1-654 (217 amino acids)
Source: RefSeq, a predicted model, not a curated record